Messenger RNA from Cuscuta europaea, 1352 nucleotides. NCBI's taxonomy places the organism in Eukaryota, Viridiplantae, Streptophyta, Magnoliopsida, Solanales, Convolvulaceae. The record is from the annotation of a GenBank genome assembly.
CUUUCCCCAAUCUUUUUUCUUGCAGGCUGCCAAGGAUUGUGCUGUUGGUUGGGUAAAUCAACAAAAAGUAGGUCGCGGUGGGCAGCAAUGUUGACCCUGCUUCAAUCCCCUGCCUUCUCUUCUCCUUCCCGACUACUACCUUCACAAAGCAGAAAACUCUCUCGCCCCUCCGCACCAUGUCCAAGCUUUUCACUUUCGGUUCAUUUUCGACCAUGUUCCCCGACCACCGCCAAUGCAAGCAACACCCAGAUCCGGAAAGCAGAGUGCAAGUCAUCGAACAUUUUCUAUGGCGACGAUGAGGAAGAUGGGUUCGGAGGAAGAAAAGGUGAUGGGGAAGAUUAUGAUAAGAACCCCGAGUUUGCUGAGAUUCUUGGAAGCCUCAUCCUUGACCCAGAAAAAGCCAAGUCCAAAAUUGAUGAAAGGUUCAGAAAGAAAAGGAACAGUGUUUUGCAAGCAAAGACUGGCUCGCCCAUACCCAUGGAAGUGAAAUUCAACCAAUUUGAUUUUACAAACUCUUAUAUAUGGUUUGAGUUCUACAACUCCCCAUUGGAGAAGGAUGUCUCAUUGAUUUGUAAUACUAUUCGGUCUUGGCAUAUUAUCGGACGCCUUGGUGCAUGUAACUCAAUGAAUAUGCAAUUGUCACAAGCUCAUAUGGAAAAAUCACCAAGUUAUGAUGCAAUUCAAGGGGCAAAUGUGACUCCAACAACAUUUUAUAACAUAGGUGAUCUUGAGAUUCAAGAAAACUAUGCUCGUAUUUGGGUUGAUAUUGGGACAAGUGAACCGCUACUUUUGGAUGUACUCAUCAAUGCAUUGACACAAAUAAGUUCGGACUGUAUAGGAAUUAAGCAGGUAGUGUUUGGUGGGUCUGAAUUUGAAGACUGGAAAGACAUCUUAAAGGAGGACGUGGGCUACUACAAUGUCCACAGGAUUUAGGAGAAAUGAAAUUUGCAGAAUUCUAUUUUCUGGAUUGCUGCUCCUAACAUCCGUCAUUGAAUCAGUUUUGUUCAGAGAGAAGAACCUCACACGGACAGUGCAAAACUCUUCAAGAACUCAAUUUUGCUUGCUUGAUCCACACUCACCGUGUGUGAUGGAUGGAUCAACUGUGAAAAACUAUCGCCAGAUCAGCUGUAAUGUAAUGCACUGAAUAAUAAAACCGCAUCAAUUUGCAGCCUACUUAGUAUUUGACUUUUUGUCCUUUAAAAUUUUAAAAUAAUUGUGCUAAUCAAUUCCCUUUGUCAAAUGAUAUUAUUAGAAUAGAAGCAAGGUAGAAGAUGGAAAUGAAAACAUCUUAUUGAGAAUGAGAUAUUACAGAGUAUUUAUACAAGCUGCAGUCUAACUGACUAUAAGCAAAC